UCUCCUUUAAAAACAACAACACAGAUGUAUAACACUAUUUAGAUGAGGGAUUUCCGAAUGCUGAACGAUUAGCGGGAAAUCUUAUUCCCCACUCACUGCAAAAAAAUAAUAAUUAAAAGAAUGGAGGCUGGCUACUGAUCAUAAAUUUCCCUAUCCAAAACAUCUUUCAAAAGACGCUUGCCAUUGAAUGUCUGUUUCCUUCACCUGCUGGGGAAAGGACCCAAGGGAGAAAAAGAAACAGAGAAUCCCCGUGUGCACCUGAAGUUCUGGAAAAGAAAGCAGGCUCAGCUGUGGAACACGCUUGGCGUGAAGCCCAAGUUGGAGAUGAUCUGUUUCAGGAGAAAAGCCUAUCUGGUGUCUGCCAUGUGUCUAGGAGCUUUUGCCGGCAUGCUGAUGCUUUCCUACCGCAGGACACAGAAAGAUUCUUUCCUGCCCAAAACUGUCAUGCACAAGAGCAAAGGCUUCUGCACAGGACAGAUUGUCAAUAAUUCAAUCUCAACUCUGAGUGACAACAAAACCUUUGUUCUUGCCCCAUAUUUUGAUAACAGGGUGAAGAAACUCAUCCGGACGAUUGGGAUUGUGCCCCAUAAGGAAGUCAAGAAAGUUUACUGCUUGUUCUGUUGCCCAACUGGAGAUGACAUAUACAUUUCCAAGGCUGUGAUAGACAUUCACAAAGAUCGAUUUGGAUUCCCCUACGCAGCAGCAGACUUGCUUUGUAUGGAACCCACAGAUUGUGACCCACAGUAUGUGUCUUUCAGCUGGUUUCCUCAAGGAAACACCGGCCUGCUACCUCGCUUUGAAAUACAGAAUCGGAAGAUUGCAGACUCUCUUAUGGAUUUCACCAUGUGUAUCUCCACCAUGUUCGGAGACUACAACAACGUCUUGCAAUUCAUACAGAGCAUGGAAAUGUAUAAACUUCUAGGGGUGCAGAGGGUGGUCAUCUACAAAAACAGUUGUAGCCAACUGAUGGAGAAAGUUCUGGAGUUUUAUAUGGCAGAAGGGACUGUUGAGAUAGUCCCCUGGCCGAUCACAGCCUACCUCAGUGUUUCUACUGAAUGGUUUUACAGUCAUGACGGGACUCAAAUAGGUUACUACGGACAAAUCGCAGCCUUGAAUGACUGCAUCUACCGGAAUAUGUACAGAAGCAGGUACGUCUUGCUUAAUGACAUUGAUGAAAUCAUUCUACCCAAUCAGCAUCCAGACUGGAAAACCAUGAUGGAGGAUCUUCAGGAUCAGAAUCCAGAGAUUGGUGUUUUCCUGUUUGAGAAUCAUAUUUUUCCUAACACUGUCUUUACCUCUACUGGCAUUCCAUCAUGGGACACAGUACCUGGAGUCAACAUACUGCAGCAUGUGUUACGAGAACCAGACAGAAAAGAAGUAAUCAACCCACAGAAAAUGAUCGUCAACCCAAGGAAAGUGGUUCAGACGUCUGUACACUCCGUCCUCCAGGCCUUCGGAGAAAGUCUGGACGUUCCAAUGGAUGUCGCUAUCACUUACCACUGCCGGACCCCCUUCCAACCAGACUUACCCAGGGAAUCCCUGAUUAGGGACACAACACUCUGGCGAUAUAGCUCAUCACUGAUCAGCAGAGUGAACCAGGUACUACAAAACAUACCCUCAUUAAAAGGAAAGCGAUAGGCAGAUCUUGAAGUGUUGAUGAAUCAGAGAUGACUAUGGUAACAUCUGGGGAUGAACUCAUUCUUUCUUAAGACAGCCCAUCCAAAGACUGACUGAAAGGGGUUCAGGGGCUGGAUUUAAUGAUGACAUGAAUUUAUAGUGAGGUGCCAAGAAGUAAAUAUGCAUCUGAAGAAGUGAAGUCUGGGUCAUGGAGGCUUAUGAAUAAACUUCACUAGCCUUGAAGGUGCUACUGGACUUCCAUUUAAUUUUGCUGCAAUAGACUGACAUGGCUACCCCUCUGUAAUUACAUUGCCAUGCUCACUGUAUCAGUAAUAGCUAGGAAUGGAACUUCCCAGUGCAGGGGCAGUAUACCUCUGAAUACCAGCUGCUAAGGAGAAUUGUUACUUUUGCAUUGUUUAAUAUUAUAAAAACACAGUAUGUCUAAAGAUAUAGAAAAUGUCUUCUU
Molecule: messenger RNA, 2083 nt
Organism: Gekko japonicus
Lineage: Eukaryota; Metazoa; Chordata; Lepidosauria; Squamata; Gekkonidae
Exons: 2
Coding region: 325-1638 (437 amino acids)
Source: RefSeq, a predicted model, not a curated record